AUGGCUACCGAGACUUUUGACGAUAUUAAGCUAGAGGAUAUCCCUGUCGAUGACAUUGAUUUUUCCGAUCUAGAAGAACAAUACAAGGUUACUGAAGAAUUCAAUUUCGAUCAAUAUAUCGUCGUUAAUGGUGCCCCAGUCAUCCCAUCCUCCAAGGUUCCUGUCUUGAAAAAGGCUUUGACUUCUUUGUUUUCUAAAGCUGGUAAAGUCGUUAACAUGGAAUUUCCAAUCGAUGAAAGUACCGGUAAGACAAAAGGUUUUCUCUUUGUAGAAUGUGGAUCUAUGAAUGACGCUAAGAAAAUUAUCAAGAGUUUCCACGGUAAAAGAUUAGAUUUAAAACACCGUUUGUUUCUCUAUACCAUGAAAGAUGUUGAAAGAUAUAAUUCCGACGACUUCGACACUGAAUUCAGAGAGCCUGAUAUGCCAACAUUCGUCCCAUCCAGUUCUUUAAAAUCUUGGUUGAUGGAUGACAAAGUGAGAGAUCAGUUUGUAUUACAAGAUGACGUGAAGACUAGUGUAUUCUGGAACUCCAUAUUCAAUGAGGAAGAUUCUUUGGUGGAAGCUAGAGAGAACUGGUCUACUAAUUACGUUAGAUUCUCCCCAAAGGGUACCUAUUUGUUUUCUUACCAUCAACAAGGUGUUACCGCAUGGGGUGGUCCAAACUUCGAUCGUUUGAGAAGAUUUUACCAUCCAGAUGUAAGAAAUUCCUCUGUCUCUCCAAAUGAAAAAUACUUGGUCACUUUCUCCACUGAAUCAAUCGUUGUAGAAGAAGAUAACGAAUUCUCUCCAUUUACCAAGAAAAAUGAGGGUCAUCAAUUAUGCAUUUGGGACAUUGCUUCCGGUCUGCUGAUGGCAACUUUCCCAGUGAUCAAGAGUCCAUACUUGAAGUGGCCUUUAGUUAGGUGGUCUUACAACGAUAAAUAUUGUGCUCGUAUGGUGGGGGACAGUUUAGUAGUUCACGAUGCCACCAAAAACUUCAUGCCAUUAGAAGCCAAGGCUUUGAAGCCUUCAGGUAUUAGAGAUUUUUCAUUUGCUCCAGAAGGCGUCAAAUUACAACCAUUCAGGAACGGUGACGAGCCUUCUGUUUUAUUGGCCUACUGGACUCCAGAGACUAAUAAUUCCGCUUGUACCGCCACCAUUGCUGAAGUUCCUCGCGGUAGAGUGCUAAAAACCGUUAAUUUAGUUCAGGUCUCUAACGUAACUUUACACUGGCAAAACCAAGCUGAGUUCUUGUGCUUCAACGUGGAACGUCAUACAAAGUCCGGUAAGACCCAAUUCAGUAACCUACAAAUUUGUAGAUUGACUGAAAGAGAUAUACCAGUUGAAAAGGUUGAAUUGAAGGAUAGUGUUUUCGAAUUCGCCUGGGAACCCCACGGAAAUAGAUUUGUUACAAUUUCUGUUCAUGAAGUUGCUGAUAUGAAUUAUGCGAUCCCAGCAAAUACAGUCAGAUUUUACGCUCCGGAAGCUAAAGAAAAGACUGCCAAGAAUGUCAUUAAGAGGUGGAGUUUGGUUAAAGAAAUUCCGAAAACUUUUGCCAACACUAUUUCUUGGUCCCCAGCAGGUAGAUUUGUAGUCGUCGGUGCCUUAGUAGGUCCAAACAUGCGUAGGUCAGACUUACAAUUUUACGACAUGGACUAUCCAGGUGAAAAGAAUAUCAACGACAAUAAUGACGUUUCUGCUUCUUUGAAGGAUGUUGCUCACCCCACUUACUCUGCGGCUACCAAUAUCACCUGGGACCCAUCCGGUAGAUAUGUUACCGCGUGGUCCAGUUCUUUGAAGCACAAAGUGGAGCAUGGUUACAAGAUUUUUAAUAUUGCCGGUAACCUAGUCAAAGAAGACGUCAUUGGUGGAUUCAAGAACUUUGCCUGGAGACCAAGACCAGCUUCCAUCUUGCCUAACGCUGAAAGGAAAAAGGUUAAGAAAAACUUGAGAGAAUGGUCUGCUCAAUUCGAAGAGCAAGAUGCCAUGGAAGCCGACACUGCCAUGAGAGAUUUGAUCCUACACCAACGUGAAUUAUUGAAGCAAUGGACCGAAUAUAGAGAAAAGAUUGGCCAAGAAAUGGAAAAAUCUUUAAAUUUCAAAAUCUUCGACGUUCAGCCAGAAGAUGCCAGCGAUGACUUUACUACCGUUGAAGAGAUAGUUGAAGAAGUUUUGGAAGAAACUAAGGAAAAGGUCGAAUAA
This is a messenger RNA of Saccharomyces paradoxus, 2181 nucleotides long. RefSeq names its product translation initiation factor eIF3 core subunit b (gene PRT1). Gene Ontology annotation, molecular function: translation initiation factor binding; RNA binding; translation initiation factor activity. Gene Ontology annotation, biological process: translational initiation. The record is from RefSeq and is a predicted model, not a curated record. Gene Ontology annotation, cellular component: eukaryotic translation initiation factor 3 complex. Bases 1 to 2181 code for a protein of 726 amino acids. Lineage: Eukaryota; Fungi; Ascomycota; Saccharomycetes; Saccharomycetales; Saccharomycetaceae. The transcript has a single exon.